AUGCUAUCCAUCUUGCGAAAAGCACGGCUGAAGGACAAAGAGAUGAGGGUUUUGAUGCUCGGUCUCGAUAAUGCGGGAAAGACGACAAUAGUGAAGCGCAUCAUGGGCGAGGAUGUCACAACCGUGAGCCCUACGCUAGGCUUUAUUAUCAAAACCAUCGACUACGAUGGAUACAAGCUCAACAUAUGGGACGUCGGUGGCCAAAAGACCCUUCGCUCCUAUUGGCGCAACUACUUUGAAAAGACCGAUGUUCUCAUCUGGGUAGUCGACGCUACCGACAGGCUGCGCAUAGGGGACUGCAAAGAGGAGCUGCACAAUCUCCUCAUGGAAGAAAGGCUCUCUGGCGCGAGCCUCCUCGUCUUCGCCAACAAGGUGGACGUUACGGGCUGCAUGACCAAGGAUGAGAUAAUCGAGGUGCGCCUUUGCCCUGCCCUUCCGAUCGCUGAAUCGCACUCCCUUGCACCGCCGUAG
Molecule: messenger RNA, 471 nt
Organism: Parascedosporium putredinis
Lineage: Eukaryota; Fungi; Ascomycota; Sordariomycetes; Microascales; Microascaceae
Source: the annotation of a GenBank genome assembly